AUUGUAUUUCCUCUGGCUGGCGAGCGGAGGACGACGGAGCAGAAGCAGCUGGCCUCAGCCGCUGGACAGUGGGCCUCGACUAGCAGCAGAUAGGAAACCGGGAUAGAGCUGCCUUCCCCUUCCGGCUCCGCUCAGUCAGGCCUCAGAUCGGUCGAAUCCAGCACCCCCUCCAGAUUUGCGUCACCAAUCUUCUUCUUCUUCCGCCGCCGCCGCCGCUCCCCCACAAGGAGGUUAGCUGCUAUCCCCAAAUCGAUUCAUCAAUCAUCCGUGUCCUUCCAUUUCAUUCCAGUCGGUCGCCGCAGCACGGACCGAGAACAGAGCAUCACGUCACAUCAAACUAACCUAACCAGCCUCGUCCCUCGCUGCGUAUCUGCUGCACUUUCAUCAACACCAGUCUUUCUCCUCCUGGAUUGCAUUGCCCAGGCAAGAGAACGCACGCACACCGACCGGAAUAGCCAUGAUCUUCUGAUCCAAUCCAAGAUGGGCCUCAAGGAGCAGCAGCUAGACGCCACUGACCAAACUCGUGAUGCCGCCAACUCCCUCGCUUCUGUUUCUGACGAGCACCACGAGGGACCCCGUGUCUCAAGCUGCAGCACCGACAAGGAUUCUGGCCUUCCAAGUUGCCGAGUCUGCCAUUGCGUGGAACCCGAUCUAAGAGGCGAGUCCGCCCUCGGAUUCUUGGGCAUCGUGCCCCCUUCCCCUCCCAGGACUGACACUGGGGGGCCAAAGGAUGAUGCUGCCACCAGCCCCAAGGGGGAGAUAUUCGUGUGCGCUACUGACGUCGAAUUGCAGCAGCAGCAGGACCAUCUUGUGGAUCUAGGGUGUUGUUGCAAGAACGAGCUUGCCCUUGCGCACUAUGCCUGUGCGUUGAAGUGGUUCAUCAGCCAUGGAUCCACCGCCUGCGAGAUCUGUGGAACUGUUGCUGCAAAUGUAAGGCCUGACGAUUUCAACAAGGUUCUCGCGUCCCUCAAGGAUUACCAAGCUCUCAGGGAAAGUACAUCCACAUACUGGUGGUUGCAGCAGCAUAGUGGUGUUGAUCCAGACGCUGUUGCAGCAAUACGAAGGCACGAGAUCUCAUCCUGGUUCAAUCCUCACGUGCCUAUCUCCCAAGGCCACAUUGAUCAACCGCAUCCCUCAACCAAUAAUUCUUCUGUUCUUGAGCAGCAUACUAGUGUUGUGGCAAACACAAGAUGGAGUUUGGAGAGUACUGGAGUUUUUAUUGCUAUCUGCCUGGUUGUCAUUAUUCUUGCAUGGUUGGUCGCUCCACAUGUUGGCAAGAAAGCUGCUGUAAUCUGUCUUCAUAUGCUUCUUGGAGGUCUAUGCAUAUUGACUGUAGUAAUAUCCCUGAGAUUUGUUUUCCCGAGAAUCCAGUAUGGGUCUAUGCAAUAUUGGGCAAUCUUGUUUGUGUCCUGGUUCCUUGUGUUUGGUGUUUGGGCUUCACGAACACGCGGCGCGCGUUCCUCAUGAGUAUAUUCUUGUGUACUUGCUAUGUAAAAUAAUGCUUGUCUUUUCUCCGACUUGUUAUAUAUAUAUAUAUAUAUAUAUAUAUAUAUAUAUAUAUAUAUAUAUAUAUAUAUAUAUAUAUAUAUAUAUAUAUAUAUAUAUAUAUAAACUGCCUGUAUAUGCUUGAUUUUGGAAGAUCAUGUCCAUGCUACAAGAGAAGAAGUUGGUCAGUAGUCUGUAUUGGGUUGGUUGCUUCUUAUUUAUCCAUAGAUCGUGACUGUUUUACACUACUGCAUUGCUUGCUUGUAUAGUGAGAUGACCUCCAUCCUUGGGCAGAUCCACACGAAUUUGAGAUGGAUGUAUAUGUAUGUGCCUGCGCCCUGCCUGAGAAACUAAUAUGCAGUUUUCGUCAA
Messenger RNA from Zea mays, 1856 nucleotides. RefSeq lists its product as uncharacterized. Gene Ontology annotation, molecular function: zinc ion binding. The record is from RefSeq and is a predicted model, not a curated record. Bases 481 to 1467 code for a protein of 328 amino acids. NCBI's taxonomy places the organism in Eukaryota, Viridiplantae, Streptophyta, Magnoliopsida, Poales, Poaceae. The transcript is spliced from 3 exons.